UGAACAUGUCAGAGGUAGAAACACUGUCAGGAAGCGGUCCGAACGAUCACUUCACCAUCGCUCUGGAAAGUUGUGUGCUUUCUUUAGGUUCCUAAGGUUUUCUGCUGUUAGAAAGAAAAACAGCAUAUAACGUAAAGUUAGUGUGCAUUGCACAAUACAAACCGUGUGUGCUCUUCAGACGGUCCGAUUCUGCUCGACAGAAUGGCCUCCUGGAUUGUCCAAGUGUUGGGCAUCAUAUUUUCACUCUACAUCAGCAUCACCCAGGGCAAGGAUAAGAUCCUUUAUUGCUCUGCAUGCAAGGCGAUUGUAGAUGAGCUGAACUACUCCAUCAGUAAAAUAGACCCCAAAAGAACAAUCAAUGUGGGCAGCUUUCGCCUGAAUCCUGAUGGCUCCUUAACAGACAAAAAGGUGCAACUGGCCCGGUCAGAGUCUCACCUCAGCGAGCUUUUAGAUGAAGUCUGUAGCCGUAUGAGUGACUACGCACUUCAUAAGGACCCCAACACCCAGGAGAAGCUGUACCGAAGGUUUGCACCCAGGUCUGAAGAUAGCCCUGAAAACUUCCCAGACUUUAACAACUUCCAAUUUGAUGGCCCUGGGGGCUCCAACGCUCUCAAAUUUGCGUGUGAAACCAUUGUGGAGGAACUGGAGGAUCAUAUCAUCGCUCUGUUCAGCAAGGACUCCCAACAUGAGCAUUCGCAGUUGUGCAACACACUCUCAGACCACUGCAGAGACCUCAAGCCGACACAUCAAGAGUUAUAGAGGACAUCUUUAUUUCAGGUGUCAGAAAGGCACACGUGAUUCCAAAUGUUUUCAAUGAGAACAUGUACCAAAGAUGGUUUGUUUCCACUGACACUAUUAUUUUACAGUAAUAAAAACAAAGUCAAAAGAAACUCCCUAAGGAGAUUGUGAUUUAUUUACUUUUAACUAUUAUUUCAUGUACAUACAUGAACAUGUCGGGCUCAUGAGGACUGACCCAGGUGAGAGAGAACUAGAUUUACUUGUGCUGCUUGAUGCCUGUCAAAAGUGAUGUUUAAUAUUGGCAUUUGUUGCCACUAUUAGAUGUGCUCCUUUACAUAAUUUUGGGAUAGAUCAAAGUUAGUUUUGCCUCCAGGCUAAGGUGUCACGGCUGCGGCUGAUGUGAAAGGCCUUGCAAAUCUACCUUGCUUUUCACGCAGCCUGAAUUAGACAAAGCCCUGUCUAGUUUCUGAAACAGACACCUGCUCUCCGUUUUCAAAAAUAAUUCUGUGAACUCAAAUCCGUUGAAUGAAAACAUUGCGUUCACACCAAUCUGUGCAUGGCUGCUGCUUGGACAUUCCACAACUGUAGGUGGCAGUGUGAUGACAAGCUGAAGCCCAUCAGAAUCCCGAAAAUAGCAACAGCAAACCGUCUUUGCCCCUCCUUAUGAUAGAGCAUGUGUAUUUGCAAAUGCAGAUGUGCAUCAUUUUGGCUGCUACUCUGAAGGAAUCCAUGGCGAUCACACUCAUAACACAAAGUUUUUAUAGUGUUUAUAUGUAAGGGUUCCUAAAAAUCUCCACUUGGGCCAGAGUUUUUGAAAAGCAUUGUCAUUGUCAAGCAUCAUUUCUAAAAAAUAGCCAACUACAUUUAAACAUGCCACCUGAACUGAACACUGUCAAACUGAGCCAAACUCAUAGAAAAGUGUGUGUGGUUGAUGUGGGCAGACCCUUCUGUCUCCACUUUCUCCUACUGCAUGACGUUGCUUUGGGAAAUGUAUUCACACAGGUGAAAAAAAAAAGUUUUGUUUCGUUGUUUGAAGACACUAUCUCUCAGUUCUGAAUUGAAACAUUCCGUUUUUCUGUACGUGGACUACUGCAGAACACAAAGCUCUUCUUACAACGACAGGCAGUGUUUAAUCAAUGUCGAUAAACAUGUAGAUUUUAUUAUGGUAGCGCUACAUUUAUUUUAAUACAUACUUGCAUUUUCAUUGUCCUCUUUUCUGAUAAGUACAUAUUGUUUACUUACUCAGAUAUAUAUUGAUAUAUAUAGUACAACAUUGAUUCCAUGACACGUUAAGUGAGUUCUAUGAGCUUGUUCAGUCUUCCGGACGUAAUCUGUUGGCGAAGAAUCGGCUAGAAACAUGACGUCUAUUUUUCUGAAAUGGAUGAACUGAUGUUUAGUUUGUUGCUCUGUAGUCGGUCUCCACUUUUAACUGAAAGUAAAAUAGAACAACUGCAAAGUGUUUUGAUUGUCACUCUUCGAUCACAGUUUGUAUGUUUGUGAUUUAAAUGUAAUAAAGCUUACU
Messenger RNA from Synchiropus splendidus (mandarinfish), 2260 nucleotides. It is a transcript of the gene cnpy1, whose product is annotated as canopy FGF signaling regulator 1. NCBI's taxonomy places the organism in Eukaryota, Metazoa, Chordata, Actinopteri, Syngnathiformes, Callionymidae. The transcript is spliced from 6 exons. The record is from RefSeq and is a predicted model, not a curated record. Gene Ontology annotation, cellular component: endoplasmic reticulum. Bases 202 to 759 code for a protein of 185 amino acids.